Messenger RNA from Asterias rubens (European starfish), 3032 nucleotides. RefSeq names its product procollagen galactosyltransferase 1-like. The record is from RefSeq and is a predicted model, not a curated record. The transcript has 11 exons. Gene Ontology annotation, molecular function: procollagen galactosyltransferase activity. The coding region runs from base 118 to 2241 and encodes 707 amino acids. NCBI's taxonomy places the organism in Eukaryota, Metazoa, Echinodermata, Asteroidea, Forcipulatida, Asteriidae.
UCUCAGAGCUUGCUCUAGGAUAUAGCUCAGAUGACAAAAAGUCUACAAAGUGAGGUGCAAAAACUUUGGCAUCCGGUGGCCGGCGGUCAAAGUUUUUGUUGGAAGCAUUCAUCAUAAAUGUUCAUGGAGGAAGGAAACAAAGUAACCAUGCCCCGACAGCAAAAUUCCGUAACGAAGUUGUUAAUUCUCACGAUAUUGCUCGUUCUUCGUAUCCAACAUAUUUUGGGGAAGGGAACAGCGCAGGGAUCCUCAGUUUCAGAUGACUCGACGUCGAACCGUUCUUGGAACAUCGAAGAACAUGACGAAGUAUCUAAACCAGCAGAACCAGGAUCGAGAGAAAUGAUGACGUUACAUCCAACAGUUCUUAUUCCAAUUCUAGCAAGAAACAAGGAGCAUACAUUGGCAACCUUUUUUGGUUGUUUGGAGCGCCUGCAAUAUCCAAAGGAUAGAAUUUCAUUAUGGAUCUCUAGUGAUCACAACAUAGAUAACACAUCUAAUGUGCUUUUGGAUUGGGUGAACAAAACCAAAUCCCUUUAUCACAAUGUUCAUAUUGAAGUAAAUGAAGAGCCGCAAGCAUAUGACUGGGAAAGUGGCCCAAUUGAUUGGCCUGAGGAACGAUUCCUUCAUUUAAUCCAGUUGAGACAAACAGCUUUACAAGAAGCCAGAAGACAGUGGGCGGAUUACUUAUUUGCUGUUGAUGUGGAUAACUUUCUUGAAAACCCAGAUGUUUUAAUGCAAUUAAUGGCUCAUCAGAAAACAGUAAUAGCUCCAAUGCUGGAAUCAACAAAAAUGUACUCCAACUUUUGGGGAGGCAUGAAUCAAAAGGGUUACUACAAAAGGACUGAGCAGUACGUACACAUAUUAAAGAGAAAUGUUACAGGCAUCUUCCAAGUACCCAUGGUGCAUUCCACAUAUCUUAUUAAUCUGAGAGAUAAGAAAUCGACACAGUUAAUGUACAGUGCUCCUCCAGAAUAUAGUGGUGAUGUAGAUGAUAUGUUGACAUUUGCCUUCUCUGCCAGAAAAGCAGGAAUUCCAUUUUAUGUGAGCAACCAGGAAUAUUAUGGUAGUCUACUUAUUCCUUUGGACGGCAAAAAAUCCUUAACUGAUGAUGCUGAACAAAUGCUUCACCUUAAAUUAGAAUCCAUGGUUGCUGAUGCAUAUUUGCCAUCAUCAGAGUUCAUACCUGUAUCUCCAAAGUUAAAGACUAAGUUCGGAUUUGAUGAAAUUUACAUGAUCAAUCUAAAAAGGCGUCCAGAGAGAAGGCAAAGAAUUGUAUUGAGUCUUGAAGAAUUAGGAAUAGACUUCAAGAUAGUAGAUGCUGUUGAUGGCAGAGCACUGACUGAUGAUGACUUAAAAGAAUUGGGUGUUGAUAUGCUACCUGGCUACAGAGACCCCUAUCAUGAGCGUGUACUUACCAGAGGAGAGAUUGGCUGCUUCUUAAGUCACUAUUUUAUUUGGCAAGAGAUGGUUACAGAGGGCUUUGACAAAAUACUGAUUUUUGAAGAUGAUGUGAGAUUCAAGGAGUCAUUCGUACCUAAGAUUAAGGCAUUGCUACAGGAAAUAAAUGUCAACCAUCUCGACUGGGAAUUACUGUACAUUGGUCGCAAAAUCAUGGAGGUUGAUUAUGAAAGCUAUCUUGAUGGUUUCCAACAUGUUGUGAAACCAAGCUACACAUAUUGGACUCUGAGUUAUAUGUUGAGCUUAAGUGGAGCUCAAAAAUUACUGGCACAGAAACCCUUGGGUAAAAUGAUACCAGUUGAUGAGUACCUCCCCAUUAUGUUUGAUGUUCAUCCAGAAACUGAUUGGGCUGAUCGCUUUUACCCUCGUAACUUGAAAGCAUAUUCUGUCAAUCCAUUGCUGGUUGAGCCAACACACUACACUGGGGCAGAGAACUACGUUAGUGAUACAGAAACGAAAGACAUUUGGGAAUAUGUUUUGGAGAGAGAAGGAAUCUCAGCCACUAAAGAUGACAGGAACGACGUAAAAGAUAGUAGCAAUGCUCCAAAGUUGAACAAAGGAAAGCCAGACAUAUCUGUUAGAGGAGACAAUCAAGAUUCAAGUAAUGCUAAAGAUGGACAGACUAAGACUGGCCAGCAGAGUGAUACAAAUAAGUUAAAUGGUACAUCCAAUCAGCAAGUUGAGCCUGACAAGCAACCUGACAAAGUUGCUGAGUCAUCAGUUUCUGGAAUGGGUAAUGAAAAAAGCUCUCAAAAUGAAGUUAACCCUCACACAGAAUUAUGACAUGAAUAUAAUUGACACUGCAUGAUCCCACAUACAUGUACAUGUAGUAUGUAAGAUUGAGUUUAGUACCUUAUUUGGUUCAUAUUUUAAUGAUUACAUUUGGUGUUUGAAAGCAUUUGAAGGAGCCGAAGCUAGUCGGUGAAAUGAAACAAUUAUAAAAUAGAAUGAUAAAUUAUGUGCAGAAAGUUUAAAUAGCAGAGUAGUGAAAAAGAACAAAAUUAAUUACUUGAAAGUAAAUGUUUACCAAACUUGAGCAUUGUCACAACUCAAGUUGAAACAAAAAUUCAAAGUGCCUGUGUAGAAUUAGAAACAAUCAGAAGGAAAUAUAGACACAAUAUAAAUUGCAACGACCAUUCAAUGUGCCUGUUCCUGGGUACAUUUAAAAAAAAACAGAAGGAAAACAAAUAUUUGAAUAUCAAUAGGAAGACAAAACAGUUGUUAUGACAUCUUCAUGACAUCAUCAUAACCCCUGCUCUAGUCAAUUUGUCUUUGUUCAACCCAAAGAAAUUGUUAAAAUGUUACCCCAGAGACAGUUUUCCUUGUGUUUUGUAACUUGAUAUUUAUGUUUAAUGCCAUAAUCAUGCCAUACAUGUACGUAUUUUUUUAACCAUGGAUGCACAAGGGCCCGGUGGCUGUGCUUCAUGCAUGUAUACUGUGAUGGCUACUGGAAUAAUGUGCUUUACAGGGUGCCCUAAGCAAAGGUUUUACCAUGGUAACAAUAGCUAAUUAAAAUUUAUUUAUAAAUAUUAAAGGCACUGGACACCAUUCGUAGUUACUCAAAAAUAAUUGUU